Molecule: messenger RNA, 4932 nt
Organism: Exophiala dermatitidis NIH/UT8656
Lineage: Eukaryota; Fungi; Ascomycota; Eurotiomycetes; Chaetothyriales; Herpotrichiellaceae
Exons: 3
Coding region: 1788-3407 (539 amino acids)
Source: RefSeq, a predicted model, not a curated record
CCGCGCAAUUCUGCUUCUCAAUAGGCCUUGAAUGCCUGAUGAUGCCAUAGCUCGAUGUUUUCUGAAGAAAGCCAGCACAUCAUUUUGUCUCGUCGUAUCUGCGUGGCCUCUUCCAUUGCAAGUCUGGCUGCCGUCCUCGACACAUGUCAUACAUGUCAUGGUUCGUUUGCAUGCGCGGCCUGAACCAACGUCUUUCCCAUGCCUCAAAGGACGUCCGGUUCUCAAUGGAACGACCGUCCGCCGGCUCCAUGCUUCUGCCCUCAACCUUGUCAGGCUCGAUCAGCGCGCAACCAGGUGUGAACCCGGGGUUUCGUUCAUGAUCCCAGAUUUGCUUUGCCCAUUGCAUUCUUUUCGAUCCAUCUGGCAUUCUUGAUCCAUCAUUUCCGGUCUCUGGAUCGCGCAUCUACUUCCAACGCCUCUCAAGCAAACAUUGUGGCUACCAUGUGGCCACCCCAGGGGAGGACGCAGAUUCGGUUCGUGUCGAUAUUCGAGGCGGCCUGGACGGUUGCAGAUUUAGUGUCAAGCUUGGUUUUCGAUUUCGAAAGGAGUCUCCAUGGAGAUCCGACUUCUGGUGCUUGAUCUUCCUGAUUGACCUUCUCUCAGAUCUUGCCUUGUCGUACUACCCGUGCAGUUGACCUUUUAUUUGUUUGACCUCCACUGUAGAAACAACUGACGGCCGUCGUCGGCUAGGAUGCGACCUAGGUAGGGGUCUUUCUGCAAAUUCUGGUACGUGUUCCUUGAGAAGUCGGUGUGUUACUUGGGGUAUCGCCUGCUUGCAGUCCCCGGGAAGACGACGGCAUGAUUAGCAUUCAGACUGCGGGCAGCAGGGUUGUCAGCACCUCCAGUCUUCCAGACAAAGAAGAUGACAGCAAAAGGUCGUUCCAUGUAGGACGUGUACGACAUGUUCCACCAUCAAUGGAGGAGAACUCCCCUCCAUGAUCUAGCAGAUAAGUACCCCCUAUGGGAUUUCUUUGUUCAGCCUGAUUGCUCUCAAUCGUGCCUUGACCGUACAUUCGCCAACCCACUCAACGUGACGGUUUCCGCGUGUUUGCUUUUUUUUCUGGCUUGGGGACUUGAUCGAUGCUUAUGACCAUAGGAAGUCAACCGACGACCACUGAACAUUGUGAUGCUCUUCAACAGUGUGAUGAUGAUGGUUGUGGCCUUUGGCUAGCCAAGACUUGUCUGACUCCUGAGACAGUCCACGAGGGUCUGGAAUCGAUCGUCGCAGGGCAGGGGAAGAAGUUGCAGGCGAAUAAACAAGAGGAGGAGGGAGACAAGGAAGACGACAUUCCCCGGAGGAAGAAUCGAAUUCACUUCGACCUCAGACUGCGGCUUCGACUGCGACUGCGACUGCGCCAACGCCGGCGACUUGAACACAGGCGACUCGGACAAUUGGAACUUGAACACCAGCAACAACAGCAACAGCAACUUGGACAUCGAUCAAUGGGCAAAGCGCACGGGAAGGCUCCCAGACUUCACUUCACCCUCUCUCCUACAUUCACAUUCGUUUCACCGCGCGUUUGCUGUAGGUUUGGCAUGAAUAGAAAAGUCCACUUUACUGUUUGCAUCAGUUUGGGUUUUCCUUACCGUGUAAUGUCCCUUCACAUCACCAUUUCCACUGCCAUCAGAGCCGUCGACGACAACCAGGUCUGCUCUACUCUACCUCUCCACCACAAGGGACGACGCUUUUCUCAUCGCUCCGUUGCCUUCCGUCCCUCUGCUUCCGUUCCGCCUUCACCUCUCCCUCUACACUCCAUCCUCGCCUCUCUCCUGUCUCCUAUCCAAUCAUGGCGGUUUGGGAAAAGGUCCUGAAAGUGGUCGGCGGUCGUGCGCUGGCCGAGAAAAGCGAACAAAAGCGACUGGAGCGCGAGUAUGAAGAUGCCGCAGCAGCCCUCAAGCUCAUCACGGUGGUGGCCAAUGAGCCACGGAUUGAAUAUCCUGUUAGCCGUCCGUCCUCGAUCUACAGCAACCCGAUUCCCGAACGUCGCAAGCCUACCGAAAGAACCUUGCACCCUCCCAAGAAACCCGUCUACGAGCGAUGCGCCUCGAGCCCUGUCAUUCCAGUCUUCGCCAAACAACCGACUCUGGCGGGUCCACCCGACAUUACGGCUCGUGACCUCAACUCGGAAGACCUGAAGAGGAACUACAGCUGCGACAAUGUCUGGAACGUCAAAGACCAGCCUCUUCCUCCCCUGCCCCAGAUGACGGGAUUUGGAAGGUACCGAAGGGCGGUGAAUGCAUCUGUUGAGUGGCAGCUCGAGCAUCUCCAUCACAACCUCCAUGAUAUGGGCGCGGUGAUUGUGAACCACCUUGGAGAUUGUCCUCCAGCUGGGUUGGACCCUGAAACCUGGCAGGGAUACCGAGCUCGCCAUUCACGUGCGAGCAGCACAGCGAGCUCUCGCAGUUCCAGUUCCGGACCUGCCGUAACGACUCCGGCCGUGGAAUACUUGGACACGGCGACUGGUACCCGGGUCAGCCGUGGGUUCUUCCCAUCCGCCACUUCGAGCGCCGCAAGCUCCCUUAAAGAUGGGUCGGGCUACUACCGACGAGACUCGAAUAUGUCUAAGCCCAAUUCGACGAGCCCAGCCAGUGACGGGGAUACCAAAUAUAAGCGACGUCCCGUCAGCCGCGGGUCACCAUAUCGACACACGAGCACCACUUCAAUGAGCCCUUUGACGGCUAUCAGCGAAACACAGGAGGCUCAUCACUAUGUUCCUCGCAAGAUCGAAAAGCCCUGUGAGUUUGACGAGGAUGGCGACGCGGAGAAUGCCGUGGCUUCGGAUGACGAUGACGAGUUUGAUUGCGACUGGACCGACAUGUUGGAGGUUGGUGGUGGUGCCAAUACUAGCAAUCUCACCAGGGGCCUUGAACGAAUUUCGUCAGCACGGGCUAUGGGCAAUGCCAGACUGGCUUUGACCAGACAGCGUACCAAUUCUUCAGAACGACCCAGAUCACGAGCGGCAAAGCGAGCGGUACCUGACCGGUCCAAGACUAUCAAAGCGGUAACACGUCCGGCACAGCGUCGUAUUCUGUCGAGAAAACAGUCGGAUACCGCACAUGCCGUCCAGGCAGCAAUUCUUCAGCAAACCAAAGGAGAGGAGACGUCGAAGCAUGAAGCUGAAAAUGGAAAUGGAAAUGGUCGUGGUCGGAGCACUGCGAGAGUGCCGGCCCAACCGGGAAAGCCAUCCAUCGCAGAGCCUUUGUCAAAAGCAGGAAACCAAUCUGUUGCAGAGAAGAAGACUAUUUUGGCUGUCAAGGACGGACAAACGACCUGUGACACUUUAUCUCCAGCAAGUACAUUGCAGCUGCCGGCCAGGGCAAACCGAGAAAGAUCGAGCACCGUGCUAAGAAUACAGCGCCAGGAACCUCAGGUGGCACACGAAGCCACGGAAAACAAAGCAAGAUGAGGAACGAACCUUUGACAGGAGGCCUGAAGGCACACCAAGAUCCCAGUGGCUCCUACGAUGCCAUGGUUGUGGACAGACCAUUCGUCUCCACGUUGACGACAUGCAACCACAACCGGAAUCACGACGGGGUUUAGGACGCGCGCGGCAUAUCGGCAAAGAGCAGGGACCAGCGUCGACGACUACUUUUCACCAUUCGGGCAUGGACGAGAAAUGAACUUGAAAUAUGGGACAAUUUGCUCUUUCGGGUGUACAUUGCGAAUCAACAAAGCGGUGGUAAUGGAUUUUUCGGGGCGGAGGAGAUAAUGAGCAGACCACGCACACAAUCCAACAAGGCAUUGCACCACAACUCGGCCGCCCAUAACCAACAAAGCAUGCACACCAUUCAGCAGAGGCAUUCCUCUGUUGGAUAGCUUGUGCUUGCUUGUAGGGGUUCAGGGGGCAGGUCAUGCACUAUUCUACGGAAUGGAGAUGGGCGACCGCUUUCCCUCUGCAUACGAAUUUCGGGGCAAUCAUGUGUAUCAUGGGCUUGCACAAACGAACCGCAAUAGUGGUUCUUUUUUCUUUCGGGAGCAAGUCAACAGCAAGGACAAUUGUACAGAGCUUGCAACAAACAUCGUCUGCGCUUGACAGAUCGAGUUCUGUCACUGCUCACAAGCGAAACGGACAGAAAUCAGGUUCGGCCAGAAACAAACAACAGCACAAUUGAAGGGCCUGACUCAGGCUUACUCGAUGGGAGUACGGCGCUCAGAUACCUAACAGGUACUGGUACUAGGUGGUUAGUUAGGACUGCCAGCCUUGCCAUCAUAUGCAGUAUGUUGCUGUUUUUGAGAUAUUUUCAAUGCUUUUCAAACAUGGCAUCACUUCGAUCCAUCCACAUCCAUCUGGCUUGACUUGACUUGGUCUUUUGUUGCUUGAUUUCUCUAUGCUAUCUAUCUUAUCUUCAAUGUGUCUUUGUGAGUCCUCUCCUCUUCCAUACUGCUGGCGCUCAUUGCAAAUGUACAAUCAGAUGAGGACGAGCUUCACAUUGCUUCUACAAUUGUAGCAUAGGUACUGCCACAGUGAUCGGCUGGGUACUCUCAGAUCCUCAGAUCCUUUUCCCCAGUCACCCAGUCACUUACCCUCGCGGAGACGCUGGCGCUUACUCACUCACUUCGACACUACGUAGCUUUCCCAAGCAAAAAGUCCACCACAAAGUCCGCCACCUCCUCCGGCUUUUCAACCAUCGGCAAAUGCCCCGCGUCCUGAAUCACCUUGAACAGCGCUUUCGACUCAUGGUUGCUCUCCGCCUCCGAACCCAACUGUCCCGCCAACGCCUCCAUACUCUUGGGCAACACGCCAUCUUUGGCCCCGACGAGAAACGCACCCUUUUUGACCCCCCAAUCAUCGUGUUUAUUGUACUUUUUCACCAGGUCCAUGUAAUCGUACCCAAACAGAGCCGCGACACCACGUCGGAACUCGGGCAGUGAAUUCGUCGCCACCAUGUUUUUGACGCGUGCGAUUUCAGAGACCAGGUCCGGGUCUGUGU